ACUUCCUGCAUUCUACCCUACUGCUAAGAACCGUUAAACGAACUGUACCGUUUUAUAGUUGUUAACAGCAACGGGACUGCUCGUUUACCUUCUUCUUCCAGGGGCGUUUUUUAGGAAUGGUAGCAUUAAAACAUUGUAAUUAAGUGCAAUGAUACUGUCGGAUCUUCCGGAUGACCUACAUUUCCUGGUGUUGAGCUAUGUUCCCGAGGAUAGUCUCUUACGGCACUGCCGGCUGGUAUGUCACAGGUGGAAGGAAAUUGUGGAUAGCCAGGCGUUGUGGAAGUUGAAGUGUCAGAGAGCUGGGAUUGUCAACAACAUUGGUCAUUUUCCCGUGCGUUUUGAAUGGAAACGUGUUUAUUUAACGAAACCCUUCGAUAGGAACUUGAUCAAGAAUCCGUGUGGCGAACAUCAGUAUAACUACUGGAAAGUACACCAUGGAGGUAAUGGAUGGAAAAUUGCUACAUGUGAACCUCAAGCUGAAACGCCAUUCUCAUCAUACUUUGGGACGUCUUAUAGUUGGUGUUGGAAGUAUCAGAUUGUUGAUCUUCUUAAAGAAGGACUGUGGGAAGAGUUACUAGAUUGCUACCAGCCAGACAUCUGCAUCUCUGACUGGUAUUCUGGUCUACAUGCUGAAUUUGGAUGUGUGUAUGGAAUUCAUGUUUGCUUGCUGGCUGAAGACAAGAAAACCAUAAUUGCAAAAUUUGAAGAAAACAUUGGUGAGAUACACUGUGGUGCCUUUCAAAAGGUGUCUUGUGUUUUUCGUAAUUAUGGAAAUGGCGUCCGUUAUGUACGAUUCUGUCACAGAGGGAAAGAUACACUGUUCUGGGCAGGACACUAUGGAGCUCUAACUUCAAAUUCCACUGUUAUUGUGACAUUCAACAAGUCAAAUGAUGCAUCAGCUGUCAAAGUAAUUGAAAGAGUCAGCAGUGUAUCAGAAGUGGAACACCUGAAAAAUAAACCUGAUCACGGAGGCUAUUAUAAUGAGAAUUUUGGUCAACAGCCAUUUCCUAGCUGGAAGUUCCUUAAAUGUUCUGAUGAUUUUGAAGAUUAUGGUGAUGAUGGCGAUUAUGAUGAUGAUUCUGACAGUCAGAGUGAUUAUGAGGCUGAUGGUGAAUUUUAUGCCGACUAUUAAGCCUUACAUUUUUAAAGUAUUUGAAAUUGAGUUAACAUCAAGAAUCCUCCUUAAUAGGUCAUUGGUUGAAUUUGCUUUCACCAGUUUCCAUUCAGCAAAACCUUGUAAAAAUCCCAUGUUUGGGAAAUCUGUAUACCUAUUUUAUGGCACACCAUGACUUAAUUAAUUGCAUACAUAAGAACAUGCAUUCCUAGAGCCUGGCAGUUCUUUUUUGUCAUUUGCAUGGUUAAGAUCUUGAUCCGUGCUGUCAUCUAUGAAGUGCUCUAUUAACAUCCCCAAACAGUUACCACUAACUGUCUAAUCACCUGCAUCCACAUUGCCUUUAUUACGUGGAAGAGCACAGCAUGACAUACUGCCAGAGGUGCCCCAGAUUUAAUCCUGGCAUAUGUAGAUGCCAUAAAAAGAAGCAUUUGACUUACCCAGCAAUAAAAAAAAAAAAAAAAAAAAA
This is a messenger RNA of Protopterus annectens (West African lungfish), 1580 nucleotides long. RefSeq names its product F-box only protein 2-like. Bases 149 to 1132 code for a protein of 327 amino acids. The record is from RefSeq and is a predicted model, not a curated record. Gene Ontology annotation, cellular component: SCF ubiquitin ligase complex; cytoplasm. Gene Ontology annotation, molecular function: ubiquitin protein ligase activity; protein binding. The transcript is spliced from 6 exons. Gene Ontology annotation, biological process: SCF-dependent proteasomal ubiquitin-dependent protein catabolic process; glycoprotein catabolic process. Lineage: Eukaryota; Metazoa; Chordata; Ceratodontiformes; Protopteridae.